ACAAUUUGACAUUUUCGUUCCUAAAGAAUUGCUAUCAUUGGUCAAUGAAAAUUACGUUAUCUGUGACAUGAUUGGGCUGAAUUCGAUCUAAAAGAAACUCCCGCCAACAACUGUCUUUCAGUUUGACUCAGUUCGAGUUUUUAGUAGCGAGUAAAUAAAGAAACAUUUUGUGUACAUAUUUCGUUGGAUUCUUAUUAUAUUUGAUUUCGCGUCUCCUGUAAAUAUAAUGGAUGCCAACAGUUCUCCAGUUCGUUCUGAUAGGCAUGCGGAGGCAAUGACGUCUCCUGCGCCAGAUAUAGAUGAACCGUUUGAAGAUGAAUCUGAUUUACUUAGUAAUGACAAUGACAUUAACCAGGCAGAAGAGGAAGAGGAAGGAGAAGAGUUAUUUGGGGAUAAUAUGGAAGACGAUUACCGUCCUAUGCCAGCUUUAGACAGAUACGAUCCUAAUCUCGUUGAUGAUGAAGCUUACUCGGAAAUGUCUCAAGGAGAACGUGCUGCUGCUGAAACUGCUAUGCUUAAAAGAGACAGAGCAGCAGGCAUUAUCAGAGACGAUAGAUAUUUGCUUUACGAUGAAAGUGACGAGGAAGAAGUACAAGCACGUAAGCGACGUAUGGCUGAAAAGGCUGCAACAGGUGAACUAGAAGAUGUAGAAAUGAUCGAGUCCAUUGAAAAUUUAGAAGAUACUAAAGGUCAUACAGUUAAAGAAUGGGUAUCUAUGUUAGGUCCCAGAACAGAAAUCUAUAAUCGAUUCAAAAGUUUCUUACGUACGCAUACUAAUUCUAAAGGACAAUAUAUGUACAAAGAAAGAAUUCGUCAUAUGUGUGAAAGUAAUCAAUCCAGUUUUUUUGUGGAAUUUCCUAUUCUUGCAAGUAAAGAACAUGUUUUGGCCUAUUUUUUGCCUGAAGCUCCAUUUCAAAUGUUGGAAAUAUUUGAUGAAGUAGCAAAGGAUUUAGUACUCACCAUUUUCCCUAGUUAUGAACGAGUUACUACCGAAAUUCAUGUCAGGAUAUCAGAAUUACCUUUAAUAGAGGAAAUCCGAACAUUCAGAAAGUUACAUUUAAAUCAGUUGGUACGCACUUUGGGUGUUGUAACUGCAACAACGGGAGUACUACCACAGUUAUCAGUUGUAAAAUACGAUUGUACAAAAUGUGGAUAUGUACUUGGUCCAUUCGUACAAAAUCAAAAUGCUGAAGUGAAACCUGGAUCGUGUCCUGAGUGUCAAAGCAUUGGACCUUUUAUGAUUAAUAUGGAGCAAACAAUAUAUAGAAAUUACCAAAAAAUUACAAUUCAAGAAUCUCCAGGUAAAAUUCCUGCAGGUAGGAUACCUAGAAGCAAAGAAUGUAUUCUUCUAUCGGAUCUCUGUGAUCGCUGUAAGCCGGGUGAUGAAGUAGACGUUACUGCGAUUUACACAAAUAACUAUGAUGGUUCAUUAAACACAGAACAAGGUUUUCCCGUGUUUGCAACGGUACUUCUAGCAAAUCAUUUACAUGUGAAAGACUCGAAAGAAAUUGUAGAAUCUUUAACCGAAGAAGAUAUUUCUAGUAUUAUUUCUUUAAGUAAGGAUCAUCAAAUUUUCGAUCGCAUCGUCGCGAGCAUUGCACCGUCAAUUUAUGGGCAUGAGUAUACAAAAAGAGCUCUAGCUUUGGCAAUAUUUGGCGGUGAAUCGAAGAAUCCCGGUAAUAAACAUAAAGUACGAGGGGAUAUUAAUGUUUUGAUGUGUGGUGAUCCAGGAACUGCUAAAUCUCAGUUCUUAAAAUAUAUCGAAAAAAUCGCGCCAAGAACAGUAUUUACUACAGGCCAGGGAGCUUCAGCUGUUGGUUUAACUGCUUUUGUAAGAAAAUCGCCAACAACUCGAGAGUGGACUUUGGAAGCUGGUGCCUUGGUACUUGCUGAUCAUGGAAUCUGCCUUAUUGAUGAAUUUGACAAGAUGAACGAUCAAGAUAGAACAUCUAUACACGAAGCUAUGGAACAGCAAAGUAUUUCUAUUUCGAAAGUAGGAAUUGUUACAUCUCUUCAUGCUAGAUGCUCAGUAAUAGCUGCAUCUAAUCCUAUUGGUGGAAGAUACGAUGCUAGUAUGACGUUUUCGGAAAAUGUAGAUUUAUCAGAGCCGAUUCUAUCUCGUUUUGAUAUACUUUGUGUAGUAAAGGAUGAAAUAGAUCCUAUGCAAGAUAGGCACUUGGCUAAAUUUGUUGUGAAUUCUCACAUCAAACAUCAUCCGACAAAUGCAGAAAAAACAAUACCUACAGAGGAGAAUGCACGAGAUAUAUCCAUUCCACAAGAUCUUUUAAAGAAGUAUAUAGUUUAUGCAAAACAAAAUGUUCAUCCAAAAUUGACAAAUAUUGAUCAAGACAAAGUAGCAAAGUUGUACAGUCAGUUGAGACAAGAAAGCUUGGCCACUGGAAGUUUACCAAUUACUGUAAGACAUAUAGAAAGUAUUAUACGUAUGUCUGAAGCAAGCGCCAAGAUUCAUUUGCGGGAUCAUGUUCAAGAUACCGAUAUUAAUAUUGCCAUAAGAAUGAUGCUUGAUAGCUUUGUUGAUACGCAAAAAUAUUCAGUAAUGAGAAGCAUGCGACAGACAUUCCAGAAAUAUUUAUCAUAUAAAAAAGAUCACAGUGAACUUUUGUAUUAUAUACUGAGACAAAUUACAUUGGAUACUUUAGCAUUCCAAAGAGCUUUACAUGGAAAUCGCAUUACAACAAUCGAAGUUUCAGAAAGAGAUCUAUUAGAGAGGGCUAAACAGAUUGAUAUACACAAUCUUCAUCCAUUCUAUGAAAGUGAUAUUUUUAAAUCAAACAACUUUGUAUAUGAUUCGAAGAGAAAAGUGAUAAUACAAACACUUCCUGAGAAUAUUGAUGACUAACAAGCAUUAAAUUAUGUAUAUGAAUAAACUUUGUUUUUAUAUAAAACUAUUUUUAACAAUAGAU
Messenger RNA from Megalopta genalis, 2924 nucleotides. It is a transcript of the gene Mcm2, whose product is annotated as DNA replication licensing factor Mcm2. Gene Ontology annotation, molecular function: ATP binding; 3'-5' DNA helicase activity; single-stranded DNA helicase activity. Gene Ontology annotation, biological process: DNA replication; mitotic DNA replication initiation; double-strand break repair via break-induced replication. The record is from RefSeq and is a predicted model, not a curated record. NCBI's taxonomy places the organism in Eukaryota, Metazoa, Arthropoda, Insecta, Hymenoptera, Halictidae. Gene Ontology annotation, cellular component: nucleus; MCM complex.